Messenger RNA from Chenopodium quinoa (quinoa), 3661 nucleotides. RefSeq names its product N-terminal acetyltransferase B complex auxiliary subunit NAA25-like. Gene Ontology annotation, biological process: N-terminal peptidyl-methionine acetylation. Gene Ontology annotation, cellular component: NatB complex; cytoplasm. The transcript is spliced from 19 exons. Bases 236 to 3271 code for a protein of 1011 amino acids. Gene Ontology annotation, molecular function: protein-N-terminal amino-acid acetyltransferase activity; protein binding. Lineage: Eukaryota; Viridiplantae; Streptophyta; Magnoliopsida; Caryophyllales; Amaranthaceae. The record is from RefSeq and is a predicted model, not a curated record.
UUAGGUGACACACCACCUUCCCUUUCAAGACUAAUCCAAAUUUCCUCUUCAUCCCCAAAAUUAGGUUUUCCCAUUUCAGUUUUCACACUCAGUCUCAACUCUCAACCAUCAUAUUCGAUAAACUAGCCGGCAUUUCUCAAUUCUCUCAUCUCUUCCCAAUUUCUUCACAAAUUCUCUUCCCCCAUUUUCUUUCUACCAUCAACAAUCUCAAAAAUUAGCAGAAACGAUUUCUUCGAUGUCGAGUUCACUCGCCGGAAAAUUUGGUUAUGCCGGCGGCAUACCGGAGCGAAAAGUCCGACCCGUUUGGGAUGCGAUUGAUUCACGACAGUAUAAAAAUGCACUCAAACUCUCUUCUACUCUUCUCAACAAGUAUCCCAAUCUUCCUUAUGCAAUGGCACUUAAAGCUCUUAUUCUGGAAAGAAUGGGGAAACAUGAAGAAGCAUUGUCUAUUUGUAUGGAAGCUAAGGAAUUGUUGCAUAAAAAUGUGUCCUUGUUAAUGGAUGAUCUUACACUCAGCACGCUUCAGAUUGUCUUUCAAAGGCUUGAUCGCUUGGAUCUGGCUACUAGCUUGUAUGAUUAUGCAUGUGGCAGAAUUCCAAAUAAUUUGGAGUUAAUGAUGGGACUUUUCAAUUGUUAUGUUCGUGAAUAUGCAUAUGUGAAGCAGCAACAGACAGCUAUUAAAAUGUACAAGCUUGUUGGUGAAGAGAGGUUCUUGCUUUGGGCUGUUUGUAGCAUACAGUUGCAGGUUAGCUGUGGCCAGGGCGGAGAGAAGUUGUUAGGAUUAGCUGAAGGCUUACUUAAAAAACACAUUGCCUCUCAUAGCUUGCAUGAACCUGAAGCUCUUAUUGUGUACAUUUCCGUGCUGGAACAGCAAGGCAAGUAUGGCGAUGCUUUAGAGGUCUUAUCAGGAAAAUUAGGAUCCCUGAUUCUGAUUGAAGUUGAUCGACUUCGCUUGCAGGGUAGACUUCUUGCUCAGUCAGGUGACAAUGCUGCCGCAGCCAGUACAUUCCAGAAAAUCCUAGAAAUGUGUCCCGACGACUGGGAGUGUUUCCUUCAUUAUUUAGGUUGUUUGCUUGAGGAUGAUCAAAGUUGGUGCAAUGGGGUAACUAGUGAACCAAGGUGUCCCCCAGGAUCUGUCAAUAAGCUUCCUCAUAUAACAGAUGAUAUGUUCAAUUCUCGUAUCCAAGAUGCAUCAGCUUUUGUUAGAAAAUUAGAGACAGAAGCUAGUGAUGAUUCUAAGAGGGGCCCAUCUCUUGCUUAUCUUGAAAUUGAGAGGAGGAAACUCCUACAUGGUAUUGGUGCUAAGGAGAAACUUAUUGAUGCCUUGGUGCUAUACUUUUCUAGAUUUGGCUACUUAGCUUGCUUCUGCUCUGAUGUUGAAGUAUUUCUUGACAUUUUAACUCCCGAUGAGAAAAUGGACUUGCUGGAAAAGCUCAAAGAGAGCUCUGUAUCCACGUCUAUGGUACCAACAAAAUCUCUCGGUCUGGCAAUCAGUCUCCAGAAGUUACAAUUGCAAAUUGGCAUCACAUACAAGCUCCCUGAUGCUGAACUUGAAAGUUUGGCAGUGAAGAUGAUUAAUAUUUAUCGUAAAAACCUUCCUCUUUCAAAGGAUUUGGAUCCACAAGAGAGUAUGCAUGGUGAAGAUCUUUUUCACAUGGCUUCCAAUAUAUUGGUCCAAUUAUAUUGGAGAACUGGAAAGAUUGGGUAUUUGUUAGAGAUUGUUAUGAUGCUGGAACUAGGAUUAAAUAUCAGGAGAUUUGUAUCGCAGUAUAAGAUAAUAUUGCUACAUUUGUAUUCUCACUUGGGUGCGCUUCCUGUAGCCUAUGAAUGGUUUCGUACUCUGGAUGUGAAAAAUAUCCUGUUAGAGUCUCUCUCACAUCAAAUCCUGCCACAGCUGUUGUUAUCUCCUCUUUGGGAAGCUUUAAAUGAUCUUUUGAAGGACUACCUGAAAUUUAUGGAUGACCAUCUUAGGGAAUCUGCAGAUCUUACCUUUCUUGCUUAUCGACAUCGUAAUUAUUCAAAGGUUAUUGAGUUUGUGCAGUUUAAAGAACAAUUGCAACAUUCUAACCAAUAUCUGAUUGCACGACUUGAAUCAUCUAUUUUAAAGCUGAAGGAGAAAGCCAACAACAUUGAGGAGGAAGAGGGUGUUUUUGAAUCCUUGAAAUGUGGAACUCAAGCUCUUGAGCUUGCUAAUGAUACGUUGUGUCAAUCAUUGACAUUCAAUGAAGAAUUACAAUUAAGGCCUUGGUGGACCCCAACUCCAAAAAAGGAUUAUCUUUUAGGACCCUUUGAAGAACUCAAACAUCCAAUGGAAAACUUGGAUCAUUGUAGAGAAUGGGAAACAAAUGUGCGAGAAAAUGUUGAGAGGAGAUCUCUUCUUCCUCGGAUGAUAUAUUUGUCUGUGCAGUGUGUGUCAGCUUCUAGUAAGGAGAACAUAGAUGUUAAUGGGUCUGUGUCUGAUUCUACCUUCUCCUUGGAGAUGAAAUCGUUGUUGGAGCGCUAUGUGAAGAUCCUUGGCUGUUCUGUUGACGAGGCUGUGAAAGUUGUGCUUGAUGUUGCAGAGGGUCAGAGACCUUUGGAGGCUUUGGGCUCAGACUUGAUAGAUUGGGUGAACUUCGCUGUAUUUUUGAACGCAUGGAACUUGAGCUCCCAUGAAUCCGUGCUUCCAAGAGCUGAAGGGAGUACAUCACUUUGGCAUCUAGUAAAUUCUUUGCUACAGAAGUGUAUAGUACAAAAGGUCAGAAUAACAGGUCCCAAGGUUUGUUCUCCAGGAGGCGAUCUGCCAGUUUUGGUGCAAUUGAUUGCAGAACCUGUUGCUUGGCAUUGUCUAAUACUCCAAUCUUAUGUUCGCUCAUCUAUUCCUUGUGGCAAGAAGAAAAAGAAAAUUGGACCCACAGAUGGUUCAACUUCUGUGUUAUCUCAGACCAUCCGGGAUUCAGUUUUGUCUCUGUAUAGCAUUAUAGAAGUGGUUGUGGAAUGGUUGAAAGAAGAGGUCAAUAAAACAGAAGAUGAAGCAGUGGACCAUAUGCUCUCCUCCCUCACGAGUGACCCAAAUGAAGGUCCUGGAAAAGUAUACCAAGCUCUUAUAGAAUUGUGGUCUACUGCAGACGAAGGAGAACUGGGUGACCGAAUCUUCCAAGGAAUCAAGUCCUGGAGUCCAACAGAUGUUGCCAGGAAGACAUUUAAAGGCCAACAUAAGAUGAUGUCGACUUUUCUACAAAUAUGUGACUCCAAGCUUAAGCUGUUGGAGACUGUAAAGCAGCAAAUAUGAGGUGCAAGUAACCAAGUACUUUGCUUAGCUCACUCUUGACAGUUGUGUUGGGUCAUUUGUUUGGUUGGUAUGUUUGUUGCCUUGGCACAUUGAGCCUCCUGCCUUCAUUCUUUAAUUACCCUAAGGGAACUUCAUUAUCCAGGCACCAUGUGCGUUUUUUUCUUCUUGAUACAAGUUCCCAAUCUAAUUGGCAUGUUUCUCAAUAGGAGAAUUUCGAGCUUGAAUCAUGUACAUUAAAGAACAAUAGGAAUCACAUUUUUCUUUAGUUCUUUUUGACAGCAGAAAAAAAAGAGAAAAGAAAAGAAAAUAGAGGCUUGUAACUUCAAAUUUUUUUCGGAAAUGAGCUUUGUCAAUAAUUUUUUUGAAUGAUAGUUUAACAAUUUUACAUGA